UCUAAUUUCCUCGUUCAUUCCCAGCCCCAAAGAGUUAUUUAACUUUCCUAGUUUCUACCUUUGUUGAUCUAUUCGGUUUCGCAAAGCAGCCUCCACAUCGCAGAAUUUGAAGUAAAGAAAUAUUACGAUGGGAGGUUGUGCAAGCAGACCCAAGGAUUUGAACUCCGCUCCAGCUACCCUUCCUGGAGAAAACGUCGUUUCUGAGCCAGCCAUUAAAGAUGUCGAGGUUGAAACCCCUGCCGAGGAGAAAAAGACCGGAGAUGAAGUUCAAAAGGAAGAACCAUUGGUAGAUCUUUCAGAGCCAACUAAGGAACCAGAGGUUGAAACUGAAGAACCCAAGGAUGCUAUCAAGGAUCUUGUUUCUGAGAUUACUGUUCCAUCAGAUGAGAAGAAAGAUGAAGAACUCAAAGUUGAGGCUGUUAAUGAAACCGCAGAGGAUGAACAAAAACCAGUAGUAGCUGAGGUGACUUCAGACGAGACAGUUGAAUCCGAAGCUGUGGUCGUCGAGGAGAAGAAAGAUGAUGCACCUCUAGUUGUUGCUUGAUAAUUUCAUUCUCUCAAAACUAACAAAAUAAAGAGUCUGUAAUGUAAAGGAUUUGCAAGAAAUAGAAAUAAUGCAUGUACUCUACUACUCAGAUAUGAUUGAAAUGUUUAUGUAGCAAGAUCUUCAUGCUAAAACGAUUCAGCUGCUAUUUAAGUUUCUAUAUUGUAUUCUACUUCAGUUCCCAUUA
Molecule: messenger RNA, 731 nt
Organism: Papaver somniferum (opium poppy)
Lineage: Eukaryota; Viridiplantae; Streptophyta; Magnoliopsida; Ranunculales; Papaveraceae
Exons: 2
Coding region: 128-544 (138 amino acids)
Source: RefSeq, a predicted model, not a curated record